AGUUAGUGCACGACUUACCAUGCGUUAUGGCGGUUGGAUCGAAAAAUUCCAGGUGACAAAUCUCAAAUUUUAAAGGGGAGGAUGAAUUAUUGUAUUAUGCAAGUUUGCAACAGGUCAUUAUAACUACCGGAUGGUUAUUCAUAGAUCAAGAUGGCAACACAGUUUAUGCCACACUAUGAUGCACAUGCUGCGGGAGGGCCACAAUUAGGCUACAACAUGGGUCAUCAGUCGGCUCUCCCCUCCAAAAAUACAAAUGGACGCAAUUUUGCAUUUAGAAAGAGGUAUGAGAGGAUUGAUUGGAGGAGAAUUGCUUCCAUUGAUGUGGACCAAGUGGCCAGGACAUUGGAUUUUAAUGCUCUGCAAGACAACAUCAUGAAUUUGACAUUCUGCAACAUAGAAGCCGAAAUGGAUGUGAGAAUGGUUGAUCCUAAUUUCAUCAAACUCUUCAAAUUGGCCCAAUUGACUAUAGAGUAUUUACUGCACUCUCAGGAAUAUUUGACGGGUGUUGUCUCUAACAUGGAAGAAAAAAUGAAGAAGGAGGAAGAGGAUCAUGCUGAAACAAAAUCACAGCUGGAGAAAGUUAAAAAGGAUAUGGCAGAAACCAAGAAAGAAAGUCACAAAAGGAAAAAGCUCCUCAUGGCCCAACAACAGUUGAUUCAUGCUGGAUCAGGCAGUUACAACAAGUGUCCAUUUUGUCCCAAAGCUUUUCUCAAUUCAUCUUUUCUCCAAUCACAUGUCAACCGCCGCCAUAACGAUUUUUCUGGUAAGGCAGCAUCUGUUGGUGUAGGAGCUGCCCAGAGCACAGGACAGAUUCCUCAGGUCACCAAGGAACCCAAAGAAGUAUUCCAGCAAUUUCAGAUUCAACAGGAACAUGCACAGACAGUUCAUGAAGUUUCAGCUCCACAAUCACGAGACAUCACAGCCAAGAUGGAGAUUGUACACGUUCAAGAGGAGGACAAGAAAGAAAUUGAGAAAAUUAAGGAUAUGUUUAUGAAAGAAUUACGAGAUAUGAAUGAAAAAUACCAGUCCUCAGAACGUGCCAUGAUAGAAAUGGAACAGAGGUUCAGCAAAAGGUCAAAUCUUGGUGACCUUCAGGAUGACAUUGACAAUGAGAAGGAAUUACUACGACAUCAGAAAGAAGAAGUAGCCAUGUUGAAGGAGCAGCUGGAGAACCAGUUAAGAAAUGCCAGUUUAGAUUCCUCCACCAGAACAAGUGAAAUGGACAGAAAGUCAAGGAGGGAGGAGAGAACUAGGCGAAGGCCUCCCGUACGUAAGCAGGAAGUUCGAGUAGAAAAACCUGUUGAAGAUGAAAUUGAGGAAAUGCUGGCAGAUGCAGGUGCAGCAGCAUCUCCUGAGAGAGUAACCCCCCGUGGAGGCCAGCCCAGUGGAGUGGAGGUGCCCACCAAGUUAAUGAUGGAACCCAGCGAUGAUGAUGAAGACACAGAGAUGAAAUCAGCAAGAGGCACAGGCACGGGUACAGGGAGCUUUGGUCGCGAAUCCAUGCAUAGCACUAUGGAUUCCUUUAGAAGUGGCGAGUUAACACUGAGGACCACACAAUUCCUUGAGGAACUGAGGAAAAACCCCACCCUGAAGCUAAUGAGAGAUGAGCUCAUCUCCUUACUGCAGGACAGUCUGGACAAAAUAGGAAUACCUCCAGAAACAAGAGGUAUUCCUGACGAUUUGUUGAUCAGUAAACUGGCCUUAUUAAAACAGAGGAGACAGACUACUGUGCAGAAAUAUCCCAUUUUCACUGAGUUUAGAAAGCAGUGCAAUGCCCAUGCUGAUCAGUUAGCCAGAGAAAAACUGAAGGAACAGAAAAAAUCGCCUCCACCAACGUCAUAUGCUGGUGUCAGAGCGGGAAUCCCUCCUCGUGCUAUGAAUACCAGCAGCAUGACGGCCUCAGGAACUUCUAGUCCGGUUCGAUCUGCCCAUCAGUCUCCAGUUCGUCAAGGGCCAGCCCCAGCCUACAGACAGCCAGCAGCUUCCGCUUCACAGAGACCCACAUCAGCUUCCACCGGUCAGGCCAGAGUCCCCCAGCCUCAAACACAGCCCCCCAGAACAGCAGUCUCACAACAACAACCAAAGCCAGCUCCCCGCAGUCCUCAGAGGACCCCCCACUCUACAGGGUCUAGUUUAGAGUGGACUAGCACACAGUGGGAGACUGGAGAUGAUGAGGAGACAGAUGAUGAUGAUGAUGAGGAGGAGACACCAGCAUUUGAACAUGUCAGGGUGGUACAGGCUGGGCCCGCAGGGAGAGCGAGGGGAAUCCCCGCCCAGCGAACUCAGCCUGCACCAGUGGCUAGACAGCCAGUACAGGUACAUGCCCGGGGGAAACCUCAAGACGAUGAUGAUGACGAUGAUGUAUGGGAUGAUUCCGAUAUAAGUGAUCUAGAAGAGGAGAUAUUGCCUGCUAAGUCUAGUACAGCACCUGGUCCUAUCAGAGUCCAAUCCUCACCAGCCAGAAAUUCUGGACUGGCCACCUCACCUUCCCGGGGUGGACCAGUCGUUGUACAACCCAGAGGACAAAAAGUUGCAGAACUCUCCCGCUCCAUAGAAAUGCAGCUGGCUGGUCGAAAGGAGAAGAAAAUAGCAGGUGCUGUAGACACUAUGGGAGGAAAGAAAGAAAAGGAUAUUCUGGACGACUUUAACUCAGACAGUGACUGGGACGUUUCUCCUGUGGAGGAUGAAGGCCCAGCACCUACUGCCCCUAAGAAAGUUCCAGUGCAAGUCAGAAGUAGCCAUGCUUCAGAUACCACCAACACUUAUGGUACCAGUGUCUGGGGAUCAUCCUCUAAAGGAGCCAGUACAGUGCCUGCCACUGGAACACAAGGAGGACGAGUGUCCAGAGGUUCAUACGUAAGUGUUACAGACGUCAGCUCAGACGAAGAACUGGAUCUGGACAACAUUUAAAGUUCCGUAGAAUUCAAUGAACGCCAGAAUAACUACUUAAAAUCCUCUACUUGUAUUUGGAGUAUAUUUGUAAAUACAUGAUACAUGUAUGUCUGAAUGUACGGGUUAUAGUGCUUGUAGGUGAUGACAAUUUGUAAAUUGCAGCUCAAUAGUUCAGUCUGAGGUUCCGGUUUGCUGAUACUUUAUAUCAGAUAAAAAAGACGUAACAAUAUCUAGAGUGAUUUGCACAUCAGCUGAAUAUUGAGGGUUUCUCUCCAACAGUUCUUUGACUUUUUUUUUAUUUAACUGUGUUUUUAUAGAGAAACUAUUGACAUUCAUAAUAGUAGGUUGUAAUGAAAAGUAGGAUCUGUGAUGCUGAAUUUUUUAUUGUGAAAUACAUAUCUGUUAGACAUACAUGUACAAAAUUGUACACGUAGUCAUGAUUUAUGCAAAAUACUUUAAUCUUUUGAGAUUGCUUACAAUUCCCUCCAGCCAUAUAUACAUUUUUCAUUUUUGAUAUUGAAAAGUGAAAAGACUUCAUCUCUUUGUAUUCCUAAUCUCUUGUAAGGUAUAGUUUUGAGUUGUGGCAUUUCACCUGUAGAUCUGUAUCAAGAUCACCAUUGAUUAUUAUCAUAUCUUUUGGAUUUUUCAACAGGUGUAAGAUUUAUAAGUGCCUGAAAUUAUUGUUGAAUAACAUGACGCAUAACUAUGGGUGAUAUCGGUUUAAUAUUCCAGUGACAUUGUUUUUACACUGAAGUGCAUAAAUGCUCCGUCCAGACGUCAAAAUGUGCUCCAGUAAUUUUUCAUAACAUUUAUUUUUAUAUUAUGAAUUUUAAGAAAGCUGACAUGAAAUAAAGAUUGACAUCUGCAUGUAUAUCUCGAGCUGUAAAUAGUAUUUUAUAGUUAUAGUAGAUGUAUGAAUGUUGUACUCGUGUGUACAUUUAUCAUAAAACAAAAGAUUAUAACAUAAUUUUAAAAAUGCCAUUCAUGUUAUUCAGCUACAUACAAUUUAUACUUCUAGCUAUAAAGAUGAUUUUAUUCUCAGUAACUUAUUGCUGAAUACUUCAAAGAGAUGUUUUAAAGUGUAGAAGCUAAUGAAAUUUUUUUUAGAUAUUAGUUUUCAGAAGAUAUAUUGACUUGCCGUCCUUGAAUCUUGCAUGUACAUGUAUGUAGCAUAGAAAGAGCCUGUUUGUGAUUAGAUGAGAUUAUUUGUUUCAACAUUUUUAUGCAAAUUAUUUAUCAUAUCGACAUUAUUUAUUUUAUAAGAUAGCCCCGAAAGAAAGAAACAGUUCAUUAGACGUUAAAACUGUACUGUUUCUGAUGCUUGGGGAAUAUUUUGAUUGUUUGAAUGUAGUUUUAUUCUCCGUAAGCUAUAGUCCACUCAUUUUUUUCCUGUCUUGAUACUGAUUGUAAAUUCUGAUGACAUUGAAUUGUAAUUAAUGAUAAAAUUCUGAUUCACAUUAAUAAAUGUAUGUAAUCAUCAAAACAAA
Ostrea edulis (European flat oyster) is the source of this 4379-nucleotide messenger RNA. RefSeq names its product cilium assembly protein DZIP1-like. Gene Ontology annotation, cellular component: ciliary basal body; cytoplasm. The record is from RefSeq and is a predicted model, not a curated record. The transcript has 21 exons. The coding region runs from base 151 to 2910 and encodes 919 amino acids. NCBI's taxonomy places the organism in Eukaryota, Metazoa, Mollusca, Bivalvia, Ostreida, Ostreidae. Gene Ontology annotation, biological process: cilium assembly.